AUGGGUUACAGAAUAGAUACUACGACGUGGCCCGAGGGGUUGACUAUCCCCGUGGAAGUGAAAAGCCUUAUUGAACGCUUUUUCGAGACUGUUGACACCAAUCGCGAUGAUGCUGGUGAUAUUUUGGCAGAUCAACUAUUCGCUGAAGAUGGCGUGGCUUACUUUGGUGCCCAUCCCUUUCGAGGGCUAGACGUCUGGAAUCCAUGCAUGGAUACGAUAGAAACACGGAAGCACAAGAUUCUGAGAGUGUAUACUCGGGCGCCCGAUUGUAACGACCUCCUGUUUGUUGCACAUGUGACUAUGGGUCUCAAAAACGGUAAGAAUGUCGAUGGAGAGUUCGUUGGGCGUUUUACCAUCUCCAAUCGUGAGCCUCAGGGUCCGAAGCUUUCACUCUAUCAAGUUUGGGGCGAUUACAUCCGCGCUCCGGACGGCUCUCCAAGGAAAGUAGGAUUUGAGAUCUAA
Messenger RNA from Clonostachys rhizophaga, 462 nucleotides. The record is from the annotation of a GenBank genome assembly. NCBI's taxonomy places the organism in Eukaryota, Fungi, Ascomycota, Sordariomycetes, Hypocreales, Bionectriaceae.